This is a messenger RNA of Pangasianodon hypophthalmus (striped catfish), 2260 nucleotides long. It is a transcript of the gene wdr53, whose product is annotated as WD repeat domain 53. Gene Ontology annotation, molecular function: protein binding. The record is from RefSeq and is a predicted model, not a curated record. The coding region runs from base 161 to 1288 and encodes 375 amino acids. The transcript has 3 exons. Lineage: Eukaryota; Metazoa; Chordata; Actinopteri; Siluriformes; Pangasiidae.
UCAGACGCGCCCGCUGUUGGCGUUUGCGUCAUCAAUACGCGACGUCUCCAUAUUCCCAGCACGUGCGCAGGAAGCAGCAAUUAUUGUGUUUAUGUUUCAGGCGAAAGAUUAAAAGCCUUAUUGGAUUGAUACAUCCAUUGUUGUCAGGUCAGUAAGCAGCAUGGCACAGCACUGGGCUGGAGGCCACACUGCUCCGGUGCUGUGCAUCGGAGCCGCAGCAGGAGCUGACGGAUUUCUGGCCUCGGGGGCUGAAGGAGGCGAGGUGACGGUCUGGACUCAGGAAGGGACUCCUCUCUCUCGGCUGCGUUUGAGCUCUCAGGACGACGUCACGUGUACGGUUUUCUCCGGCACUGCGCCGGGGCUGUUGUACGUGUCUCAUGGUGAGACGGUGAGCAUCCUGGACCCACGCAGUCUGAAGAAGCCGGUGGAGGAACUCAAGGACGUCGGCGAGGACGAGAUCAACUCGCUUUCAGUGAGCGAAACGGGUGCCUCACUGGCACUGGCCGACGAUUCGGGGACUGUGAGGGUGGUGGACCUCCAGACGGGAAAAGUGAGCCGCACGCUGCGCAAACACACCAAUAUCUGCUCUUCCGUGGCUUUUAGACCCCAGAGGCCACAGAGCCUUGUGUCUGCAGGGCUGGACAUGCAGGUGAUGCUGUGGAACCUGCAGAAAGCUCGGCCAGUGUGGAUCUACAGCCUACAGGAGGCGCUGGAGGAGGAAGAGAGAUCCCAGCAACAAGCAAGUCAGCUCUUUAACCCGCCUCUGGCUCACUGCGUCAGUGUUGCAUCAUGUGGAAACGUUUUGGCGUGUGCUGCAGAAGACGGACACGUGCACCUCGCCCGCGUGGGUGCUGGCUCCAGACUCGAGCAGCAGGGGGUGAUAAAGGCUCACAGUCAGGGUGCCUCUCAGGCCCACUUCCUCAACUUCAUGCCCCAUCCUUACUGGCUGGCCACCGGAGGCAAUGACGGAGUAGUGGCAUUGUGGGAUAUAAGCGAGGAGCCUGUUGUGGCAGGAGAGGUCAAGGUCAAGGUCCAACGCAGGAAACCCAAAAACAGGAAGUCAAAGCCUCAGAGUCAUGAGGUUGAAGAGGGAAAGAGAAGAGAAGAAGAGCUUUCAGAGGAAGCCAGAAGUAUUGACCCGAGUCAGACAAAGACGGCAUUAAAAUUGAAGUUCAGUCACGAGGAGAAGGUGAACUGGAUUUGUCCGGCACUUCUAAAAGGACAACCGAGUUUACUCGUUGCAGAUCAGAGCACCAGUUUAUCUUUGUAUUCUCUGUCAGGGCUUUAGCAGCAUUUCUCCAACAGUGUGGGAAAGCACAGAACUGUGUUCAGCUUUAUUUAUUUGCCUCGUGGUUAAACAAUAGGCGCUUGUAAAAUACAGAACAAGUCCAGCCUGACUGAAUCAGCCUGAAGCGAUGUGUUUCUGUCUGCUUAUCCUUUUUUUCCAGUGUGUGUGGUUGUGCACUCAAGCUACAGGGCCCAUUUUUCAUAAAUCACCUAACAAAUCCAACCUGAGAUGACAUGCUAGAUUACUAAUCAUUAUAAUUCUAUGUGCUAAAUGUGCUAAUUUGUUUUUUCAGACCUGUUUGAGGGUUGGAUUAGUGUAGUCAUAUUGAGAUAACUGCGUAAUCCUGCGUUGCCAGGAAAGGGCGGAUAUAACGAGAAUUUAAACCAUGGUCAAGGAGUCAGUCAUAAAUCAUAAAUCAUAAUACACACAACUAGGGGUGUAAUGAUAAAUCGUGACAGUGCUUCGCAAUGCCAAGAUGUGCCGAGCAUCAUAGAAAUGUGUGAUUCACUUUGUGGAAAUCAGUGCAGUUGCACUGUUUGUACAGCAGAGGUCCCAGGCUGCACAUCCCACAGAGUUAUACAGAGUUAAAUAUAUAAAGUGCAUGCUGGUCAUGUGACAGUGUCCUUUUGUGGAGAGCCUGUGAGAUCUGCACUUGUGAAGUCUGCCAGCUCUGGAUUGCCACGACCAACAUACGUUAUACAUUACAUGGCCAUGUUACAACAGUUAAAAAGAGCUCUUCAGUAGCUUCAAACAACACCAAAGGCCAUGGAAAAUGGUCAUUUUAGCUGACUUUGGAGCUCUUUUUCUGCUGCAGAGCUCAGACACUUUGUUUAUUCAAUCACAGUUUUGAGGAGAAUUUAUUUAUUUAAAAGAUAUUGUGAACUUGUAGUACAUAUAUACAAUAUUAAACUUCUGUUUGUAGCAGUUUAUUUUAUUUAUUUAGUUUUAGGCAGACAAAAAUGCAUUGUUUUA